AUGCCUGCAAAGUGUGCCCCAGUCAAAUCUCCAUUAAUUUUGAAUCCUUGCAAAAAGGAAGAAGUGUGGCGCUAUUUUAGUUAUAUGUUUGUGCAUGUUGGUUUUGUUCAUCUUCUAAAUAAUUUGGCAGUUCAAUUCUUGCUUGGAAUACCUUUAGAACUUGUCCACAAAUUUUGGCGCAUAGCUUGUCUUUAUUUUCUUGGAGUUAUUUGUGGAGCUUUACUUUUCUUUGUUUUUGAUCGUGAUAUUUACCUUGCUGGGGCUUCUGGAGGAAUAAUAAUUAAUUGGAGUGAAAUGGAAUUUAAUUGGAUACGUGCAGCAAUUUUUGGAAUUUUUGUUUCAUCAGAUAUUGGAGUUUCUGUUUAUCAACGUUAUUUUUCUUCAAUGCCAAAUAAAGUUUCUUAUAUUUCCCAUAUUGGAGGUUUUGUUGCUGGCCUUUUCUUGGGAAUUGUUUUGUUACGAAAUUUGCGUAAACGAAAUUGGGAGAAUUAUGCGUGGUGGACAGCAUUAACUUUAUUUUCUCUUUUUGUUUGUUCGAGUAUUGUAAGUAGUUUUCUUUUUAAAUUAUUUUUUUGGAAGGACACUUCUCUAUUUUUUCUAAAUUCUCUUUUGGUCCUAGAGGACAAGUUUAGUUCUCGAUUUUCGUUACAUGGUUGA
Meloidogyne enterolobii is the source of this 657-nucleotide messenger RNA. Lineage: Eukaryota; Metazoa; Nematoda; Chromadorea; Rhabditida; Meloidogynidae. The record is from the annotation of a GenBank genome assembly.